Messenger RNA from Prunus avium (sweet cherry), 4424 nucleotides. The record is from RefSeq and is a predicted model, not a curated record. NCBI's taxonomy places the organism in Eukaryota, Viridiplantae, Streptophyta, Magnoliopsida, Rosales, Rosaceae.
CCUUCCCCAAAGGGGGCCAAGUCCUUCCAAAUCAUUGUUAACACGACGCUCCGACAAACCAGCCGAAAGCAAGGUCAUAAUCGUAAAUAUAGGCUUUGGGGUCUUGGUUUAGCUGCCCCUUGAACAUCGUGAGACUGAAGUAGUUUGCCAACGUCAAAGAGGACUGUUAUCCCCACCCAGCCAGCAGUAGCUAUAAAUACUCUCUCUCUCUCUCUCUCUCUCUCUCUCUCACAUACAAAUACAAAAUUAAACGCGCAUAUACGCAUACACAGACGUUUUUGCGCGGAUCGUCGUCUUCCACAUUCGCUCUGAGCGGUACUGGACUGGACUGGACUGUACUGGAUUGAGCUCGCACGCAGAGGAGAAUGGCCCUCCGUCCAGGGCUUGUCCUAUCCAUUUCUCGUUUACAGGUGGUCUUAUGUUUUCUCUCUCUAGCAUAUGCGCAGACGUCCGUAACGUCUAAUGCUACAGCAGGGAAAAGGCAUUCUGAAGAAUAUUGUGCCAUGUAUGGCAUUUGUGGAAAACGUAGUGAUGGAAAAUACUUAAACUGUCCUUUUGGCUCCCCAUCUGUGAAGCCAGAUGAUUUGCUUUCAUCCAAGGUCCAAAGUUUGUGUCCAACAAUUACUGGAAAUGUUUGUUGUACAGAAACUCAAUUUGACACACUACGGUCACAGGUCCAGCAAGCAAUUCCCUUUCUUGUCGGUUGUCCGGCAUGCUUAAGAAACUUUUUGAAUUUGUUUUGUGAGCUUACCUGCUCUCCAAGUCAGAGUUUAUUUAUCAAUGUGACUUCUGUAGCCAAGGUUAAUAACAAUUUGACCGUCGAUGGGAUUGACUUUUAUAUUACUGAUGCUUAUGGUGAAGGGUUAUACGACUCCUGCAAGGAUGUCAAGUUCGGUACCAUGAAUUCUCGAGCUAUGGAAUUUAUUGGUGCUGGUGCUAAAAAUUUUAAAGAGUGGUUUACUUUUAUCGGUAGACAAGCACCUUCUAAUGUGCCAGGUUCACCAUAUGCCAUUAGAUUCUCUUCAAGUGUUACCGAGUCAUCUGCUAUGAAACCUAUGAAUGUCUCUACUUAUUCAUGCGGUGAUAAUUCACUGGGCUGUUCCUGCGGUGAUUGCCCUUCAUCUACAGUUUGUUCCAACACAGUUUCACCAGUUUCCCGGAAAGGAGGUUCAUGCUCAGUGAGAAUUGGGUCCGUUAAGGCUAAAUGUAUUGACCUUGCUGUAGCGAUUCUAUAUAUCGUAUUAGUUUCUGUGUUCUUCGGAUGGGGUUUGUUUCAUCGGACUAGAAAAGCCAACCCAGCUUCUGUGACAAAACCUUGGUGGACUGUAAUGGAUGACAGUGAAGUUCAUUCUGUUAACAGGGAGAAGAAUGAAAAUCCUCCGAUGCAGGUGUUUGAAGAUGCUCCUCACAUUAGAAAUAGUGUCCAACUUUCAAUUGUGCAAGGAUACAUGUCAAAAUUUUUCAGGAGAUAUGGAACAUGGGUUGCUAGGAAUCCAAUCAUAGUGUUAUGCUCAUCAUUGGCUUUAGUUCUUCUGCUUUGUCUGGGUCUUAUCCGUUUCAAGGUGGAAACCAGGCCUGAGAAGCUAUGGGUAGGGCCUGGGAGUAAAGCAGCAGAAGAGAAGAAUUUUUUUGAUAGCCACCUAGCCCCUUUCUACAGAAUUGAGCAGCUUAUAUUAGCAACAAUUCCAGAAGUUAAGCAUGGUAGCUCACCUAGUAUUGUGACAGAGGACAAUAUUAAGUUACUUUUUGAGAUACAGAAGAAGGUUGAUGGAAUUAAAGCAAAUUAUUCUGGCUCGGUGAUAUCUCUUGCUGAUAUUUGCAUGAAGCCAAUGGACAAAGAUUGUGCCACUCAAAGUGUCCUACAGUAUUUCAAAAUGAAUCCUGCAAAUUACGAUGAUUAUGGUGGGGUUGAACACCUAAAGUAUUGUUUUGAGCACUAUUCAUCUGCUGACAAAUGCAUGAGUGCAUUUAAAGGUCCUCUUGAUCCUAGCACAGCCUUAGGAGGCUUCUCUGGGAAAAACUAUUCGGAGGCAACAGCGUUUCUCGUAACUUAUCCUGUAAACAAUGCUAUUAGUAAAGAAGAGAAUGAGACUGAAAGAGCAGUGGCAUGGGAGAAAGCCUUUAUUAAGUUGGCAAAGGAUGAGUUGUUGCAAAUGGUGCAAUCUAGAAAUUUAACACUUUCUUUUUCAUCGGAAAGUUCUGUUGAAGAAGAACUAAAAAGAGAAAGUUCUGCAGAUGCCAUUACUAUAUUGAUAAGCUAUCUAGUGAUGUUUGCCUAUAUAUCUCUUACUUUGGGUGACUCACCUCGUUUAUCAUCAUUUUACAUUUCGUCUAAGGUAUUGCUUGGUCUCUCUGGAGUUGUGCUUGUCAUGCUGUCGGUUCUUGGAUCAGUGGGUUUUUUCAGUGUAAUUGGUGUAAAAUCUACGCUAAUCAUUAUGGAAGUUAUCCCAUUUCUUGUUUUAGCUGUUGGGGUAGAUAAUAUGUGUAUACUAGUGAAUGCUGUCAAACGGCAAUCCUUGGAGUUGCCUUUGGAAGGGCGAAUAAGCAAUGCACUUGUGGAAGUUGGACCAUCCAUAACACUAGCUAGUCUGUCAGAGGUUUUAGCAUUUGCAGUUGGAAGUUUUAUUCCUAUGCCAGCAUGCCGUGUGUUCUCUAUGUUUGCAGCACUAGCUGUUCUGUUGGACUUCCUGCUUCAAGUAACUGCUUUUGUAGCUUUGAUUGUUUUUGAUUUUCGGCGAACUGAAGAUAAGAGGGUUGAUUGUUUCCCAUGCAUGAAAAUUUCAUCAUACACCAACUCUGACAAAGGUAUCAGAAUAUUUUUACUUGUUUUCCAUUUUCAGGAGAUCCAUGCUCCAAUUCUCAGUCUUUGGGGAGUUAAGAUAGCUGUCAUUUGCGUCUUUGUUGCAUUUGCAUUGGCUAGCAUUGCAUUGUGCACCAGAAUUCAGCCUGGGUUGGAACAAAAAAUUGUUCUUCCCCGAGAUUCCUAUCUUCAGGGGUAUUUCAAUAAUGUUUCAGAGUACCUCCGAAUUGGACCCCCAUUAUACUUUGUUGUGAAGAACUACAAUUAUAGUGUAUAUGUCUGUAUUGUCCUUCUGUAUGCAUAUGAAUUGUCCUUUUGUAUGCAUGUAUUAAUUGUCCUUUUGUUUCCGCAGAUUGCAAGAGCAUCCUUAACUCCAGAAUCAAGUUACAUCGCCAAGCCUGCUGCUUCAUGGCUUGAUGAUUUUCUUGUGUGGAUAUCCCCAGAAGCAUUUGGGUGCUGUCGGAAGUUUACAAAUGGGGCGUACUGCCCUCCUGAUGAUCAGCCUCCCUGCUGUUCUUCCAGUGAUGGUUCCUGUAGCCUGGGUGGAGUGUGCAAAGAUUGUACUACGUGCUUUCGUCACUCAGAUCUGCGCAAUGGGCGUCCAUCUACCACACAAUUUGAAGAAAAACUUCCCUGGUUCCUCAGUGCUCUACCGUCUUCUGAUUGUGCUAAAGGUGGCCAUGGAGCUUACACUAGCAGUGUGGAAUUCAAAGGCAAUGGAAGUGACAUUAUUCCAGCAUCAUCAUUUCGUACAUAUCAUACACCUCUCAACAAGCAGGUUGACUAUGUAAAUUCAAUGAGGGCUGCUCGGGAGCUCAGUUCUAGACUUUCUGAUUCUUUGAAGAUUGAGAUAUUCCCAUAUUCAGUAUUCUAUAUGUUCUUUGAGCAAUACCUUGAUAUUUGGAGAACAGCACUGAUCAACCUUUCUAUAGCCAUUGGUCAGUUAUUUUUUCACAGCACUGAACAAAAAGAUACUAUCACUUGCAGUUUAUGGAGUUCAUCAAUUAUUCUAUUGGUGUUGGCAAUGAUUGUAGUGGAUCUCAUGGGUGUGAUGGCAAUUCUUAACAUCCAAUUGAAUGCAGUCUCUGUUGUUAAUCUUGUAAUGGCAGUGGGCAUUUCUGUUGAGUUUUGCGUGCAUAUGACACAUGCUUUCUCGGUUAGCACAGGAGAUAAAGAUCAGCGCACCAAGGAGGCUUUGGCUACAAUGGGAGCCUCUGUCUUCAGUGGAAUCACAUUGACAAAGUUAGUUGGGGUCAUCGUGCUUUGUUUCUCAAGGACGGAAGUCUUUGUGGUAUAUUACUUUCAAAUGUAUCUAGCAUUGGUUCUUCUUGGUUUCUUGCACGGGCUCGUGUUCUUGCCGGUUGUCUUGAGCAUGUUUGGUCCGCCUUCGAGACGCGUGCUCAUUGAACAGCGACAAGAUCGGGCACCUGUUCCACCACAACUAUAAAGAAGCAGAUUGCCAGAACAGUUCUUUUUCUAGGGUUCGCCUUUUUCUUUUGUAGCUGAAAUUUUAUGUAUGACAAGAAUAACAGAAAUAUCUAAAAUAGCUCAACAUGUAAAUUAUGUAGCUGCUACUGACAAGAAGAAAAGAAAAAGGUUUUUAAGAAUUUGUUCUUUUGACUCA